Messenger RNA from Falco peregrinus (peregrine falcon), 1049 nucleotides. It is a transcript of the gene CBY1, whose product is annotated as chibby family member 1, beta catenin antagonist. NCBI's taxonomy places the organism in Eukaryota, Metazoa, Chordata, Aves, Falconiformes, Falconidae. The record is from RefSeq and is a predicted model, not a curated record. Gene Ontology annotation, biological process: negative regulation of Wnt signaling pathway. Gene Ontology annotation, cellular component: nucleus. Bases 141 to 521 code for a protein of 126 amino acids. The transcript has 4 exons.
GGUGCCGGCGGCCACCGGAGGAGACCCAGUCCUGCCAGCACGGCUCCUGGCCUGCGGCCUCGGCCCGGCCGCGUCCUCCCUGCUCAGGGAGCAGCGUAAGGCCGUGGGGAGCGCCCUGAACGCCCAGGCCGCAGUGCGCGAUGCCUCUCUUCGGGAACACCUUCAGCCCGAAGAAGACCCCCCCCAGGAAAUGCGCCUCUCUCUCCAACCUGCACCUGCUGGAUAGAUCUACCCGUGAGAUUGAGCUGGGCCUGGAGUAUGGCACCCCCACUAUGAACCUUGCUGGCCAGAGCCUGAAGUUUGAAAAUGGCCAGUGGGUGGCAGAAUCAGGAAGCUUCACAGGGGAUCGCAGAGAAAUGCAGCGCUUGCGCAAACGGAACCAGCAGUUAGAGGAAGAAAACAACCUCCUUCGGCUGAAAGUGGAUAUUCUGCUGGACAUGCUCUCCGAGACCACAGCUGAGUCCCACCUGAUGGAGAAGGAGCUAGAGGAACUAAGGAACCACAGCCGGAGGAGGAAGUGAAGAGGAAGAGGUGGCUGGAGGAUGGGGAAGCCAGGAGGCUUGCCCCUGAGUCUCGGCUGCCCGCACACAGGCGAUGCUGGGCCAUCUUAGGCCUCCUAGCCGUGUUGGUACUUGUGUGUAGGUACUUUGUUCCAUGGGACUGCGAGUAACAAGAUGCCUCCAGCAUUGUGUGGUGCUGUAGGUACUGUGUAACAGCUGGCCCCGCGCCCAGACACCGUUAAUUAACAUGUUUUUUCUCAGAGCACUUUACCUCGCUACAUUUCCUAGCCAUAGCCCAGCUGUGGGUACCCUCUGUCCUAAGGCAGCUGGAAAACAGGUGGUGAAGAAGAUCCACCUCCGGGUGGCCCCCUCCUCACCCUCUCUGCUUAAAAAUGCAGAGACCUCCACCCCGCACCAAAUCGCCCCUCCUGGGGAGCCUCCAGGGGCCUGUACGAGUUUCACCUCUUGCCAUUGGCGAGCAGGAUGCUGGAGUUGCUUGUUCUCAAGAGUUUUGCAUAUUUUACAUAAAAAUUCACCUUUAAACCCAGA